GCGGCCGCGAGAGCCGUGUUUCUUCCAAGAUGGUGGCGCUGGGUUCGGGGUGACUACAGGAGACGACAGGGCCUUCUCCCCUUCGCCGCGACCCCGACACACCAGCCUUCGCUCGCUCGCGCACCCUGCCGCCGCGUAGCCAUCCGCCGGCCCAGGCGCCCGUCAUCCGCCGCCGAGCUACGCUUCACCUCUGUCGACCCCGCGCUCACGGCAGCGGGCGGCGGCGCCUCCCUCGGCUCCUCCUCGGAGUAGCUCGCGGCCUAUAGCCCCUGUCUGGAGGGCCCCGCAGCCCCCCAGCGUGGACGGACAGCGGCGGCCAGCGACAAACGCCGGGUUUUCAGCGGCCCCGGCGCCCCCUUUCCCGGCCUCGGUUUCCGGAGAAGGAAGCGCGGGUCCCGCAUGAGCCCCGGCGGUGGCGGCAGCGAAAGGGAACGAGGCGGUGGCGGGCGGAGGCGGCGGGCGAGGGCGACGACGACCAGUGAGGCGGCCGCAGCCCAGACGCGGGGGCGACGACAGGGUAAACAUCUUAAUUUCGAAUUACUGGGUCACUUGGUUAAAAAUCUGUAAGAGCCUGAUUUUAGAAUUCACCAGCUCCUCAGAAGUUUGGCGAAAUAUGAGUUAUUAAGCCUACGCUCAGAUCAAGUUAGCAGCUAGACUGGUGUGCCAACCUGUUUUUAAUCAGUGACUCAAAGCUGUGAUCACCCUGAUGUCACCGAAUGGCCACAGCUUGUAAAAGAUCACCAGGAGAACCUCAGUCUGACGACAUUGAAGCUAGCCGAAUGAAGCGAGCAGCUGCAAAGCAUCUAAUAGAACGCUACUACCAUCAGUUAACUGAGGGCUGUGGAAAUGAGGCCUGCACGAAUGAGUUUUGUGCUUCCUGUCCAACGUUUCAUCGUAUGGAUAACAAUGCAGCAGCUAUUAAAGCCCUUGAGCUUUAUAAGAUUAAUGCAAAACUCUGUGAUCCUCAUCCCUCCAAGAAAGGAGCAAGCUCAGCUUACCUUGAGAACUCGAAAGGUGCCCCUAACAACUCUGAGAUAAAAAUGAAUAAGAAGGAAGGAAAAGGACCUCGAAUUGAUUUUAAAGAUGUGACAUACCUAACUGAAGAUUUGGUAUAUGAAAUUCUUGAAUUAUGUAGAGAGAGAGAGGAUUAUUCACCUUUAAUCCGUGUUAUUGGAAGAGUUUUUUCAAAUGCUGAGGCAUUGGUCCAGAGCUUUCGGAAAGUCAAACAACACACGAAGGAAGAACUGAAAUCUCUUCAGGGAAAGGAUGAAGACAAGGAUGAAGAUGAAAAGGAAAAAGCUGCAUGUUCUGCUGCUGUUGCUGCUGCUGCUGCUGCUGCUAUGGAAGAGGAUUCAGAAGCAUCUUCCUCAAGGUUUGGUGAUAGUUCACAGGGAGACAACAAUUUACAAAAGUUAGGCCCGGAUGAUGUGUCUGUGGAUAUUGAUGCCAUUAGAAGGGUCUAUACCCGAUUGCUCUCUAAUGAAAAAAUAGAAACUGCCUUUCUCAAUGCACUUGUAUAUCUGUCACCUAAUGUGGAAUGUGAUUUGACAUAUCACAAUGUAUACUCCCGAGAUCCUAAUUAUCUGAAUUUGUUUAUUAUUGUAAUGGAAAAUAGAAAUCUCCACAGUCCUGAAUAUCUGGAAAUGGCUCUGCCAUUAUUUUGCAAAGCAAUGAGCAAGCUACCCCUUGCAGCCCAAGGAAAACUGAUUAGACUGUGGUCUAAAUACAGUGCAGACCAGAUUCGGAGAAUGAUGGAAACAUUUCAGCAGCUUAUUACUUACAAAGUCAUAAGCAAUGAAUUUAACAGUCGAAAUCUGGUGAAUGAUGAUGAUGCCAUUGUUGCUGCUUCCAAGUGCUUGAAAAUGGUUUACUAUGCAAAUGUAGUCGGAGGGGAUGUGGACACAAAUCACAAUGAAGAAGAUGAUGAAGAACCCAUCCCUGAGUCCAGUGAGUUGACACUUCAGGAGCUUUUGGGAGAGGAAAGAAGAAACAAGAAAGGUCCUCGGGUGGACCCACUGGAAACUGAACUUGGUGUUAAAACUCUGGAUUGUCGAAAACCACUUAUCCCUUUUGAAGAAUUUAUUAAUGAACCACUGAAUGAUGUUCUAGAAAUGGAUAAAGAUUAUACUUUUUUCAAAGUAGAAACAGAGAACAAGUUCUCUUUUAUGACAUGUCCCUUUAUAUUGAAUGCUGUCACAAAGAAUUUGGGAUUAUAUUAUGACAAUAGAAUUCGCAUGUACAGUGAACGAAGAAUCACUGUUCUCUACAGCUUAGUUCAAGGACAGCAGUUGAAUCCAUAUUUGAGACUCAAAGUCAGACGUGACCAUAUCAUAGAUGAUGCACUUGUCCGGCUAGAGAUGAUCGCUAUGGAAAAUCCUGCAGACUUGAAGAAACAGUUGUAUGUGGAAUUUGAAGGAGAACAAGGAGUUGAUGAGGGAGGUGUUUCCAAAGAAUUUUUUCAGUUGGUUGUGGAGGAAAUCUUCAAUCCAGAUAUUGGUAUGUUCACAUAUGAUGAAUCCACAAAAUUGUUUUGGUUUAACCCAUCUUCUUUUGAAACUGAGGGUCAAUUUACUUUGAUUGGCAUAGUACUGGGUCUGGCUAUUUACAAUAACUGUAUACUGGAUGUACAUUUUCCCAUGGUUGUCUACAGGAAGCUAAUGGGGAAAAAAGGAACUUUUCGUGACUUGGGAGAUUCUCACCCAGUUCUAUAUCAGAGCUUAAAGGAUUUAUUGGAAUAUGAAGGUAAUGUGGAAGAUGAUAUGAUGAUCACUUUCCAGAUAUCACAGACAGAUCUUUUUGGUAACCCAAUGAUGUAUGAUCUAAAGGAAAAUGGUGACAAAAUUCCAAUUACAAAUGAAAACAGGAAGGAAUUUGUUAAUCUCUAUUCUGACUACAUUCUGAAUAAAUCAGUAGAAAAACAGUUCAAGGCUUUUCGCAGAGGUUUUCAUAUGGUGACCAAUGAAUCUCCCUUAAAGUACUUAUUUAGACCAGAAGAAAUUGAAUUGCUUAUAUGUGGAAGCCGGAAUCUAGAUUUCCAGGCACUAGAAGAAACUACAGAAUAUGACGGUGGCUAUACCAGAGACUCUGUUCUGAUUAGGGAGUUCUGGGAAAUCGUUCAUUCAUUUACAGAUGAGCAAAAAAGACUCUUCUUGCAGUUUACAACUGGUACAGACAGAGCACCUGUGGGAGGACUAGGAAAAUUAAAGAUGAUUAUAGCCAAAAAUGGCCCAGACACAGAAAGGUUACCUACAUCUCAUACUUGCUUUAAUGUCCUUUUACUUCCGGAAUAUUCAAGCAAAGAAAAGCUUAAAGAGAGAUUGUUGAAGGCCAUCACAUAUGCCAAAGGAUUUGGCAUGCUGUAAAUCAAAAUAAAAACACAAACAAAAAAAGGAAGAAAAAAUUAAAUUUUAAUAAAUAUAAUAAGAGGGAUAAAUUUGGUUGUGAUAGUGUCCCAGUAUAAAAAGGCUGUAAGAUAGUGAACCACAGUAGUCACCUCUGUCUGUGCCUCCCUUCUUUAUUGGGGACAUGUGGGCUGGAACAGCAGAUUUCAGCUACAUAUAUGAACAAAUCCUUUAUUAUUAUUAUAAUUAUUUUUUUGCGUGAAAGUGUUACAUAUUCUUUCACUUGUAUGUACAGAGAGGUUUUUCUGAAUAUUUAUUUUAAGGGUUAAAUCACUUUUGCUUGUGUUUAUUACUGCUUGAGGUUGAGCCUUUUUGAGUAUUUAAAAUAUAUAUACCAACAAAACUACUCUCCCAAGGAAAACAUUGCCACCAUUUGUAGACCAUGUAACCUUCAAGUGUGUGCUAUUUUUGUCCCUGUUAUCUAACACAAAUCAGGAACUGUAUUUUUUUUUUAACAAUUUGCUUUUGAAACUUGAAGUCUUUGAAACAGUGUGAUGCAAUUACUGCUGUUCUAGUCCCCAGAGUUUUCUGUGCAAAAUCUUAAGAUUUAAUAAAGAUGGAAGGGAGAACUUGGAAUGUUUUAACUGCAGCCCUCAGAACUUUAGUAACAGCACAACAAAUUAAAAACAACUCAUGCCACAGUAUGUUGUCUUCAUGUGUCUUGCAACCAACUGUUUGAGUAGCCAAUCCUUUCUUAGUAUAUGAAAGGACACAGAUUUUUUUUGUUGUUGUUCUUGUUAAGUUUACUGGGAAAAGUGCAUUUGGCCAAAUGAAAUGGUAGUCCAGCCUAUUUCAACAACGUUAGGAAGUUGCUUAUUAUUUAAAAAAAAAAAAAAAAAAGCAUGUGAAAGUGCACUUAAACUUUUUAUUAGUUAUUACCUAGAUUUUAAAUAGACAAUCCAAAGUCUCCCCUUCAUGUUUCCAUCAUUUUGUUUAAUCAACUGUUUUAGCAAGGCACAUGAUCAGUGUUGCAGCAUAUUGGAAAGGAUGGCUACUGUGCCUUGUGUUACUUAGACAGUAAGUAGACCUGGAAAGGAAUGGAGCUAUUACUCCUAAGAAUUACGUUGUGUGUCCCCAAAGAUUAAAUUUGCUUCAGAAAGUGUUAGAAUCACUUUCAUAUACUGUGGGUGGAAAAAGUCCAAAUAGGUUUAAAUUGCUGGCUGUUCAGAAGUAAGUAGUUUUCCCUUUCCUAAUAUUCUGUGUCUGUGAUGUUAUUUUCUUUUAUUGCAUUAUGAAAUAAAAGGAUUAUGUAUUUUUAACUAAGGAGAGAUACUGAUAUAUCCUUUUAAGACAAGCUACAGCUAAUGUGCUGAGCUUGUGCCUUGAUUGUUUUAACUGAUUACUGCAGAUCAGCCUGAUGAUUUGUUUGAAAUUCGUAGGAAAAAUACUGCUAUCGAAUCAGUGGACGGGAAAAAGGAUGUCUUUCAGGAUUAUUUUAAUUCUUUAAGUAAUUGAGAGAGAAUUGUUAAUGUACCAUAACACUUAAUAAAACAGUGGCAUUUUCACAAUUUAAUGGAUAAAGAAGAUAAUGCUUUCCAUACUGUGAUAAGGUAACGUGGGGUUUUUCUGGGCCAACUGUUAGAACACUGUAAAGGUAUGUAUACUACUUGAAGCAAGGGACCCUCACAUGAUGAUAGCAUCUUAAUCCAGGACCUCUCAUCCACUGUGCUUCUGAUGUAUAAUGUGAGAAGAAGAAAAAUUGAGUAUUAAUGGGGACAUUUUAUAAAAUAAAUUGGUGAAGAAAUUUGUGCUCUUUAGUUCUUAAGUUUUAUCACUACAGUAUUAGAGUUCUACAAUUGGAAUAAUGUCUGUAUGAAAUGUUUUUAAAUAAUAAUUGAAUAUAGGUGAUCACAUACAGGUAGACUUUUAACAAAGAGCCAACUAUCCUUAAAAUUUUAUUAAGAGUAAUCACUGGUUGUAGACAAGUAGUUCCCACUUGCUUAAUGAUAGUUAUCCUGAGCAUGUUAUCACCUCUCUUAUCAUUACUGCCUUUUCAAUUCACUAAAUGUCACUAAAUAUCUUGAGAAGUAAAUUUGACUGUAGUCUAGUAUGAUGGGUACACUCUGUACCCCAAAUAUGUUAUAAAAGUACUUUUUUGCUUAGAAAUUCCAUUAUAUAUUUUGAUUUUCUUUGAAUCAGCCCACAGUCUACAGGAAGCUCUGGGGGAUAAAAUUUACCAUAAACUUUCCUUUGCCUUAUGUUAUUACAGAAUAGUCCUACAUGAAACAUUAAAGCACAGCUGUGGCUAUACUUUUUCUGAAGCCUGGCAGCUCCAGUAUAUAAGUUUGGUGUCCCUUACUCUGUAUUCUGCUUUCUUGGGCUGUGAUUAAUGUAUGAUAAAAUCCAGUUACAGUAUCUUUAGCUUUGAGAUACAUGCGUUUGUACAGAUACAUAUAAAAAAGAAAAAUAAGGCUUCAGAUCAAGAAUGUGUUGAUGCUACUCAUUCAUUCUUCCACAGCCAACCCAACAAACAUACCUGGGCAAUAGCACACCCUGUUGCCAUAAGAACAUGGCUAUGCUGGGAUUUCAUGCCCCUUUCAGGAAUUUUUUUCAAGAAUUCAUGCUAUUUGUCUUCUCAUGGCUACUCUAUCUGUAAUCUUGAUCGCCUGUCUGCUUAACUCAAAAAUAUGUUUUCUGACCUUUCAUCAGCCUAAGGACUUUCUCCAACCUUCUCUGGAUCACCAAAGAAUCAACACAGAUUCUACCUGUUCCCUUUUUUGUCUUGCCUCCUUUUACUCACCCUGUUAGGGUGUAAAGAAUUUCCUGGAGAGGAGGGAGGGUAGUAAGUUUUGAGAUCAAGCUUUUUCCUCCCCUCCCUGUUCAGAUCAAAGGGUUGGCAUUUAUUCACGAUUACCACAAAAAUAUUUUGAUGCACAUGUGGGUGGAUUUCAUUGUAUGAAAGGCUGCUCAUCCAGUGGUGUUUCUCUGAAGAUGUAUUCCUCAAACAUAAUCUCAUAAUUACACAAUCAGAAACUCCUGUCCUUAACCUUUUUUUUUUUUUUUUUUUAGUUUUUUUUUUUUCUUUCGACAGGCAGAGUAAGACAGAAAGGUCUUCCUUCUGUUGGUUCACCCCUCAAAUGGCCACCACGGCCAGAGCUACGCCAAUCCGAAGCCAGGAGCCAGCUGCUUCGCCCCAGUCUCCAUGUGGGUGCAGGGCCCAAGCACUUGGGCCAUCCUCCACUGCCUUUCUGGGCCACAGCAGAGAGCUGGACUGGAAGAGGAGCAACCGGGACUAGAUCCCGGCACCCAUAUGGGAUGCGGGCUCUGCAGGUGGAGGAUUAACCUAGUGAGCCAUGGCGCCAGCCGUCCUGUCUUUAACCUUUAAUGACAUCCUAAACAUGGACUCCUUUUUCCAUUCCAAGGUAUACAGAUCUUAGGUGGAUCUUCUCCAGUUCUACAUAAAGUUCAUGUGUGAACUUCCCUGUGUGUCCCUUGUCAACCUCAGUAACUCCCAAAAACCCUGAUUUCUCUAUUUCUUGCCCAGACUUCGAUCUCCAGGAUGUCCUUCUUGCACCUCAAAGUGAAUCUACCUGAAAAUGAAGCUGUUAUCUUGCAUCUCUGCUAACCAUUCUUUGCUUCUUCCUUAAAGGUGUCACCUUUCCCUCAUCAAAAUGCUGUUCUUUAACUGUCAUAGGUAUUGAUCCUUUCCCUUCAAAUCUUUAUUGUCUCUCCUUCAUUAUACUUAGAUUAAGGCCCUGACUUUCUGACUCAUCUGGAUGCUCUUGGCUGAUAACUUCACUUCCUGACUCUUUCCACCUCCUUCUCUGGUUCUUUUCCAUUCUGCUGAAGUACAGGUUUGCUGCUAUUAAUAACCCCUACCCCAAGACUCACUCUGCAAUUCUGGCAUUCAAUGCUCUUCAUCUACCUUUCCAAUUUGCCUUCUAUUCCUAAGGCAUCUUACCUAGCAUCUUCACUCAUGCUUAUCUUGUAUUUCUUAGAUCCCCCUUAAGACCAAAUUUCAAAAGCACUUUGCCAGUAAAGAUUUAUUGACUCCCAAAGUGCCUCCAAAACCUCAGAGCAGCCCACACAUCCAUGAUAGCACAGCAUGGUGGGACAUAUUUUUUAUUUGAACACUGAGGAGUCAACUGAGAUUCUCACUGUCUCUGGCCGUUCUUGCUAAGAUCCUAUCCACAUUUAGGUUCGAUUAUGAAGCUUCUGCUUAUUUUUGGUAUGUAACCACUGCCUGGAGUAUAAACAUAUUCAUGGUCAAGAUUUUUUUUUUUUUAAUCUUUCUGCUUCUUACACACAUAGUAGAUGCAUAAAUGACUUAGUUAAAAGUUUGGCUCUAUCCCCUCACAUCCCUUCCCAAGUUACCUCUUACUACUCAGUAAUUGGAAAUGACCUCCCUGCAUUAAAAUGCUCAGUGAAGCUUGCUAAUUUUUCACUAAAGUCAGUCUCUGUUCCUCCUCCCCCCCACAGAGGCUUUUGACUUAAUAUUUAGUAAUUAAGAAUAUUCUCACUGAGGAAGUGGAAUCCCUGUCCUUUCAAGCUGUAGAAAGGAAGAUCAAUACAAAGGAUGAAAAGGUCUGAGUCCAUGACAGCAAGAUUUUGGCAUGAUUUUCCCCACCCUACACUUCUGAUGUGCUCUGGCAACAAACUCUGAUAACGUGAUCACCUUCUCUAACAAUUCUCAUCCUGUAUCACCCAGGGGAGAUGGGGUCAACCGUCUUGUCCUGUUGCCAGCGACUCAAAUCUGUCAAGGAGCAAUACUCAGCCAAACGCUGCUUUCCUUGCUAAAUCAAGCACUACUCGUGAUGAAUGCCUGCUUUAUGUGAGAGCCACACUUAACAUUUUCUCAUACUUCCUAACUGUAACCCUGUUAGGAUCUCACAGGACCUAAAUUAUAGUGCACGCCAAGUACCUUGUUUAUAUGAUACGAUUGUUAGUCUUUAUGGAAUGGUUCCCUAUGGCCCAUGCAUGCCCCUUGCCCAAGCCACAAAGCCAUCAAACAGGGCUGAACCUUUGCCCAUCUAAUAUCUUCCUGUCGCCAAAACUCGAGAUUCCUAGGUUCAGCCAAACAGUACCUGGAAUAAUUAUUAUCCAGUCCACUGAAAACCAACAGGAAAUGGAAUGGGAUUUGCCUGGUAAAUAGCAUACAGUGUUGAGGGUGAAACCUUUGCAGUCUGAUAACUGAGUCCUUGCCUUGCCAUUCCUAUGGCUUAAAUUAUACCCAAUCGUACCUUAUCACUGGUUGUCAGGAUUCAAUGAAAUUGAAAUACAGAUGCUAGAUAACAUCUUGCAAGACAUCCUGGAGAGACUGAGAUGGAUUCUCCCAACAUUAAGAAAUAAAGAGAAGGGAGAGUCUUUAUUGAGAGGUUGCAGGAAUUGAAUUUCCUUCAUCCACUUCAGAAUGGAAGAAUGUUUUCCCUGAUCUUUAAGAUGUAAUCAUACCAUAAAAAGUAACCCUUUUUAAAAUGUAAUUCUAAGUAUAGUCAGUAUUGUGCAGUCAUUGCCAUGUAAUUCCAGAGCAUUUUCAUCACUACAGAAAGAAAUUGUGCACAAAUUAGGAGUGACUGCUGCUUAUUAGCCCCUGACAACCACUAAUCUACAUUCUGUAUAUGGGUAUAUGGAUUUGCCUGUCUUGGACAUUUUCAUAGCAAUGGAAUCAUGCAAUAUGUGGCCUUUUGUGUCUUUUUGCCCCACUUAGAAUAAUGCUUUCAAGGUACAUUGAUUUUGUAGCAUGUAUCAGUGCUUCAUUUCUUUCUGUGGCUGAAUGUCAUUGUAUUGACAUACCAAAUUUUUUGUUGGUACAUUUGUUGAUGGAUGCUUGUGUUUCCAUUUUAAUACUACAACUAUGAACAUUUGUGUAUGAGUUUUUAUGUGGACCUGAGUUUUCAUUUCUUUAGGUUAUAUACCUGGAAGUGGAAUUGCUGGGUUAUAUUGUAACUUUAUGUUCAGCCCUUUGAGGAACUGCCAAACUUAUCCCAAAUGGCUACAUUAUUUUACAUUCCUACCAGCAGUAUAUGAGUUCCAAUUUCUCCCCAUCUUUGCCAAAACAUUUAUCUCAUUGUGAUUCUAGCUAUCUUAGUUGGGUGAAGUGGUAUGUCAUGGUUUUGGUUGUAUUUCCCUUAAUGACUAAUGAUGUUGAGCAUCUUUUAUGUGCUUAUUUGUCAUUUGUAUAUCUUUGGUGAAAUGUCUGUUGAGAUCCUUUGUCUAUUUUUAAGAAUUCAGUUGUCUUUUUAUUACUGGUUUUAAAAAAUAUAUUCUGGAUUACAGGUCCCUUACCAGGUAAAUAAUUUGCAAUUUUUCCCCCAUUUUGUGGGUGGUAUUUUCAUUUCUUGAUAGUUUCCUUUGAAGCACAAAACUUUUUAAUUUGAUGUCCAAAUCACCUAUUUUUCCUAUUGCUGCUUGGUGCUUUGGUGUCAUAUCUAAGGAACCAUUGCCUAUUCCAAGUCAUGAAGAUUUGUGCUUGUUUCAAGCAUCUAAUAGUUUUAGCUUUUAGUUUUAGGUCUUUGGUCCAUUUUUGUAUUUGGUGCAUAUAGGGGUCCAACUUCAUUCUUUCGUAUGUGAAUAUCUAGUUUGUCCAAGCACCAGUUGUCAAAAAGUCAUUUCCCCUAUGAAUGGUCUUGGCAUCCAUGACAAAAGUUGACUGUAAAUAUAUAAAAUUUUAUUUUUGAACUCAAUUUUAUUCCAUUGUUCUAUAUGUGUAUCUUAUUCCAGUACUGCACUGUCUUGAUUAUUGUAGCUUUUAAUGGGAUUUGGAAUGUGUGAGUCCUUCAACUUUGUUCUUUUUCAAAGUGAUUUUUGUCUGUUUAGGUCCCUUGCAUUCCAUAUGAAUUUUAGGAUCAAUUUGUCAAUUUCUGUAAAACAGGCAGCUGGAAUUUUUUAUAGUGAUUGUGUUGAAUCUGUACGCAAAUUUGAGGAAUGUUGUUAUUUUAACAGUAUUAAGUUUUUCAGUUCCCGCAACAUAGAAUGUCUUUCCAUUGUUAUGGUCUUUAGUUUCCUUCAGUGAUGUUUUAUAGAUUUCAGUGUACAAAUCUUGACCUCGUUGGUUAAUUUUUUUCCUAUUUUAUUCUUUUUAGUGUUAUUACAAACAAUUGUUUCUUAAUUCUCAUUUUUGAAUUAUUGAUGGCUAAUGUCUAGAAAUACAAAGGAUUUUGUAUGCUGAUCUUGUAUACUGUAGCUUUUCUGAAGUCAUUUAUUCUAAUACUUUUUUUUUAAUUGCUUAAGAUUUUCUAUAUACAAGAUCAUGCAUCUGUGAAUAGAAAUACUUCUUUCUUUCCAAUCUGGAUUCUUUUAAUUUUAUUUUCUUGCCCAAGUGCCCUGGCCAGCACCUCCAGUAAAAUAUUAAAUAGAAGUGGCAAGAACAGCCAUCUUUUACUUGUUCCUGAUUGUAGGGGGAAAGCAUUCAGUCUUUCACCAUUAAGUAUGAUGUUAGUUGUGGGUUUUUCAUAGAUGCUUCAAGCUGAGGAAAUUCCUAUCUGUUCCUAGUUUGUUGAGUGUUUUUAUCAACAAGGGUAUUGGACUUUGUCAAAUGCUUCUGUAUCUAUUAAGGUUGUCAUGUAGUUUUUGUCCUUUAUUGAUAUGUUGUAUAACAUUGAUGGAUUUUUGUAUAUUGAACCAAUCUACAUUCCUGGAAUAAUCUCACUUGUCCAUGCUAUAUAAACCAUUUUCUAUGCUGCUGGA
Messenger RNA from Oryctolagus cuniculus (rabbit), 11027 nucleotides. Lineage: Eukaryota; Metazoa; Chordata; Mammalia; Lagomorpha; Leporidae. The record is from RefSeq and is a predicted model, not a curated record.